Molecule: messenger RNA, 1140 nt
Organism: Paecilomyces variotii
Lineage: Eukaryota; Fungi; Ascomycota; Eurotiomycetes; Eurotiales; Thermoascaceae
Product: putative V-ATPase proteolipid subunit Ppa1
Exons: 5
Coding region: 206-802 (198 amino acids)
Biological process (GO): proton transmembrane transport
Cellular component (GO): proton-transporting V-type ATPase, V0 domain
Molecular function (GO): proton-transporting ATPase activity, rotational mechanism
Source: RefSeq, a predicted model, not a curated record
CGAGGCCAGAAGGGCAGGUCCGUCACCCGCGCGGCUGCUGCGCUUGCUUCUCCGUUCCGACCGCGGGCUCCGGCGAUCUCUACUGACCACCACGCCCAAACAUCAAGACGCUUGCUGCCGCCAGGAUCUCAUCUCCCAGUGUUCCCUGCGGCGUGCGAAUUUGUUUCUGUUUUAUUCUGUGAAUAGACUUGGACUCAUCGCAGCCAUGGGCCUUUCCUAUCCAGCUGGUCUUGCGACGUUCUCCCUGACCGUGGUCGGAGCUUAUAUGCUCUUCCACGGCAAUGGAGAGGCAUUUAACGUCGGUCAAUUCCUCGAAAGCGUCUCCCCGUACGCAUGGGCGAACGUUGGUAUUGCGAGCUGCAUAGGUCUGUCCGUGGUUGGAGCAGCAUGGGGUAUCUUCCUUACCGGUUCCUCGAUCGUUGGUGGAGGUGUCAAAGCUCCCAGAAUACGAACGAAGAACUUGAUCUCCAUUAUUUUCUGCGAGGUCGUCGCUAUCUAUGGCGUCAUUAUGGCCAUCGUCUUCUCUUCGAAGUUGAAUCUCGUUGCAGGUGAUGGCAUCUACUCGAGCAGCAACUACUACACUGGUUAUGCUCUCUUCUGGGGAGGAAUCACCGUGGGAGUGUGCAACCUGAUCUGUGGUAUCUCCGUCGGUAUCAAUGGAAGUGGCGCAGCUCUAGCAGAUGCCGCGGACCCCAGCCUCUUCGUGAAAAUCCUCGUUAUCGAGAUUUUCAGUUCCGUCCUUGGACUUUUCGGACUGAUUGUUGGUCUGCUGGUGGGAGGGAAGGCUCUGGAUUUCGAGUAGAUGGUAGCAGUUGACAGUUAGAGAUCGAGGAUUCGGGGCAGUUAUGGAGAAAAGUGGUCAGUGCGCAGGAUAUCACACCAUGACAUUUUCCUUUCCAUGAUAGCGUAUAUAGCAUUGGGGCGUAUGGUCUCGACAUGAUUGUAAGAUUUCUCGUUUAUGGAUUCGGGGGCAUGAUGCCACUGGUUUCCCUGUAUCUUUCCGGGCUGGUGUACAUUAUUAAGGCUAUGUUCUGGAAUAUGAAAUGAAUCACACCCUGGAUACUCACAUUAGAGUGAAAGAUAUUCUACUGCGACACCAUUUGUUUUUCAAGUCAAUCUGAGCUAUCUCUGUCAUGGAAC